Gigantopelta aegis is the source of this 6903-nucleotide messenger RNA. Its product is annotated as peroxisome biogenesis factor 1-like. Gene Ontology annotation, cellular component: cytosol; peroxisome; peroxisomal membrane. The record is from RefSeq and is a predicted model, not a curated record. The coding region runs from base 83 to 4207 and encodes 1374 amino acids. The transcript has 20 exons. NCBI's taxonomy places the organism in Eukaryota, Metazoa, Mollusca, Gastropoda, Neomphalida, Peltospiridae. Gene Ontology annotation, molecular function: ATP binding; ATP hydrolysis activity. Gene Ontology annotation, biological process: protein import into peroxisome matrix.
UGUAAACAUGUUCGAGGUGUUUGUGAUGUUAUGAACUUUGAUCAUUUUAGGUUUUUAAAAUUAGUACUAACUAUGGGUUAGGAUGGCAGCUAUGAAUUCGGUUGUGGUCGCUGUUGAGUACUGCGGUGCAAAGCACUGCUUUUUGUCGAUAGCACAUCCAGCGGUGAAAUACAGUAACGACGAAAAUGAAGUUCGUGUGUUUCGAGCAGAAUUUAGUGAUGAUCGCCAGGCUUUCUUCUCUUUAUCGAAUGAUCUAAGUGGACGAAGCAGUCAUAAUGAGAAUACAGGACAACUAAGUGGCCUGUAUGCAGAGAAGUUAGGCAUAUCUGAGGGAGAAGAAAUUCUCCUGUCUCCCGUGAAAGGAAUCCUUGCUGCGGAUCGGGUUGACAUUGAACCGGUGUCAGUUGACGAUUGGGAAAUACUUGAGCGUCAUGCCGCAUAUGUCGAGAGUCAUUUACUGGAUCAGAUUCGCGUCGUCUGGACAGACCAGGUGGUUCCGGUUUGGGUGGAGAAGUCAGUCUGUAUUUUCCUUAAGAUAGUUGGUACCGAGCCUACUGGCAGUUGCUUGAUUCUCGCAAAUGAAACUGAAAUUGUCGUUUCCGCCAAAAUUCGGAAUCAUGCCGACUUUACAAGAAAUGAAUCAUGGGGAUCUAGUGACAAAGAGGCAUCUGCUGAAAAACUUACCAAAGGGCAAAAAGCUAGACGACCCAAAUAUCGAUCAUUGCCUUUCCCCAAGUCAGCAAAUGAAGAUGAAGAGCGACGUUUGCCUGACUUUAGUGAUAAGAACUCAACACAAAGUGACAGUGUUGUGACAAAGAAAAUGCGUCCAUCCAUUUAUCGCCAGUCGUCAUUGUUAGGAAAAAUGUGGACAUACGUUUCAGCGUGGUUGCCCCUUGCAAACGAGAUUCCACAUACAGUAGACGAAGUUUCGAGUUUCGACGAGCAAGAAUGCUUUGUUAUUGAUCGGUACAACUUGGUGUUCCGUGUGCAGGCUAUGAAAUUUUCAUGCAAUCCGGAGGAUUUCUCAGACAAAUCUGUGCUGAAAAAUAUUCCAAGGGGAUUAAGAAAGUCGAGGUAUGGGAAAAAAUAUGGGUUGAAAACGUCGAGGAUUUUAACCGAUUCUGACACUUCUAGUGAAGAUGGUGAUUUCGCUGCAUCAACUACUCCGGAACUUUUUCAAUCUACCACUGUGUAUGUUGCCGUCAACGAUGUUUUGAAGCAGGUUGAGACUAACUUUGUACAGGGGUACAUCCCACGUGUCUUUUACGCCCAACUGCGGAAACUGCUGUCGCCAAAUGAAAUCGCACGACAGGAAUCAGGCACGGCCGAUAUUAAGAGAAGCAAAUCCAUUGGUUCUUCAGAUGACAAAAAGACCAACAGUGCUAAGAAUGGCAGACAAAAGUCGGAUGCAACUGGAGAGGUGAAAAGUGAAAUGUGUUGUGUUGUGCGUGUGGUGGCUGUGGAUACCAAGGGACCGCUUGCCGAUUCAAGAUGGCCGCAUUGUAUCUUGCGACUGUUUGAUGAGCAGCCCAUUCUCUCUGGUCACAUCAUUGUCCCAGAUCUGCUGAGAAGACAGAUGAAACUUGACGUCACUGGGAAAGUCUGGUUGCAGACCGUGCAGUGCGAACCAGAUGACUCUAAAGCAAUAGAGUUAUUCCCCUUAUCUGUUGUUCCACGUAAGGUGAACAACAACAUGAUAAGUUUAGCGUUUCGUACGUGGAUUCGGCAGUGUGCGGAUGAAGAUCAUCCUCUAGUGCUAUUUCAAGGCAUCUUGAUCAAGUUCAUGAUUUUCCCAGGACUUCAUGUUGAAGCCCAGCUCAUGUUUACACCAUCGUCGGAGACACACAGCCACCAGCCGUAUAUCCUGCUGCACGAAGGCAACGUUGAUGAUGUAGCCGUGUCCAUCCACAAAGACGUGUCGAAGAACGAGUUGUCGCUCAUCAGCCCGCUGCUGCCGUAUCGUCAGGUGUCCGAUAUUGAUCCCAUGGUGCCCGUCACAGAAAUCAGCUCUUUGGGAGGGAUUGACGAAAUCUCUCAGCAAGCUCUUCAACAUCUUGACACAUGUCUCGGGUCGACCCCGCUGUCUAGAGUUAUCUUCCCCAGUGACCCCGGACUUCACAAUGGAAUGUUGCUCAUCACAGGACCGAAGGGUUGCGGGAAAACCAGUUUUGGUCGAGCACUGUGCAGACGAUUGGCCGAGCUGCCUACAAUUGCGCACACAGUCGUUGUGGAUUGUAAACCACUGAGAGGUAAGCGGGUAGACAACAUUGUGAAGAAUCUGGAGGCAUUGUUUGAUGAGGCCGCGUGGAGACAACCGACAGUGAUUUUCCUCGAUGACCUUGACGUGAUCGCUAGCGCUCCGACCGGACCGGAAACAGAGAUGUCCGGUGAGGCCCUGUAUGCGGCCAAAGUUGCGGAAGUUAUCAAAAAUCUAGUGCGGUUUGAAAUACACAAUGAUUCAAGAAUUGCUUUGAUAGCUUCCAGCCAAUCACCAGCCACGUUACAUGCCAAUCUGAUGACAUCACGAGGAAGCCAUCUCAUCCAAGAGAUUGUAACAAUUACACCUCCAAAUAAGGAUCAGAGGAAAUCCAUUCUGAUGUCAGUAAUCAAGAACAAAUCUCACAUUUCGAAUGACUGCCUGAAUGACCUUGACCUUGAACUGAUUUCACGGGGAACUGAAGGAUUUGUGUCCCGUGACAUUGAACACCUUGUAAACAAAGCCAUCCAUGCCAAAUUUCUAGGAGCUAGCUCCAUGUCGAGUCCCGAGCAGAUCCUACUGUCUCAGCGAGACUUUGACGUGGCGCUGGAAGGAUUCAAACCAGCGUCCAUCAGGAAUUUGUCGCUACAUCAAGCGGGAGAGCUGACAUGGGACGAUAUCGGUGGGUUGACCAGCGUCAAGAAAACUCUUGUUGAGACCCUGCAGUGGCCCACAAAGUAUCCCCAGUUGUUCGCAGCAUGUCCCAUACGGACCCAGUCUGGGAUUCUGCUGUAUGGGGCUCCAGGCACCGGGAAGACACUGCUGGCAGGUGUAGUGGCUAAAGAGUGCGGACUCAACUUCAUCAGUAUCAAGGGUCCAGAGCUUCUAAGCAAAUAUAUUGGAGCUAGUGAGCAGGCUGUAAGAGAUUUGUUCUUCAGAGCCCAAAGUGCAAAGCCGUGUAUUCUGUUCUUUGACGAGUUCGACUCACUGGCCCCGAGGCGAGGACACGACAGCACCGGGGUGACGGACCGGGUGGUGAACCAGUUGUUGACACAGCUGGACGGCAUCGAGAGUCUUACUGGUGUGUACAUUUUGGCUGCGACGAGUCGUCCGGACCUCAUUGACCCAGCCUUGUUGAGACCGGGUCGCCUCGACAAGAGUCUGCACUGUGGUCUCCCUACCAAGAGCGAGAGACUGUCCAUCCUUAAAUCUCUGACUAGGAAAAUGUAUUUAUGUGACGACGUCAACCUACAGAAACUAGCCGACGAAUGUGAAAACUUCACGGGAGCCGACUUUAAAGCUCUGCUUUACAACGCUCAACUCAAAGCAAUCCACGAACAUACCGACAUCAAUUACUUCGAGAAACGAGCCACGUUAACCAGGGGAGACAACUCUUCCAACACUACAGAAGAACCAACAGAGAAGGGGCAUACAACUGAUGUGUCUACUGUAGAGGGAGACAACCACGUGAAGCUUGUCACCAAACCUAGUUUUAAAGAUACUGUAGUGUUUGAAUUUCCACCACAAAAAGUGAAAGUUCUGAGUCCCAUAGAGGAAAAGGAUUCAAUAGAGAAAUCUGUGGUCAAGGCAGUUGGUAAAGUGCCGGGGAAGAUGAAAAACCAUUUAGAUUCCAAGUUAUCGAUGGGUGUUAGAAAGCAGACUGUGGUUCAGCGCGUUACGAUUAUUCCUAACCUGGAGACUGGCCCCAUGUGUCUGACACAGGAUCAAGAAGAGAAGGUUAUUACCAUGAUUGAUGAGAUCUACAGACGUGAGAAUGUGAAAACCCUGAGCUCGGACCUCCACAGACAGACCUCCGAGCCCGACACGGAACGUCACCUGAUCGAGGUCAACCAAUCACACCUCCUGAAGGCUCUCGCUGGUCUACGGCCAUCGGUGUCAGCUGAGGAACGUGACAGAUAUAAGUAUAUAUAUGAACAUUUCAUGUCAUCUCGCCACGCUGAUUUCAGUCCAGAUCUGGCAUCUGAAAUGAAACGAGCAACCCUGGCUUGAUCCAUGACAUUGGCUUGAUCCGUGACUUUGACUUGACAUUGGCUUGAUCAGUGACAUUGACUUAACAUUGGUUUGAUCAGUUGAUUUGAUCCGUGACAUAGGCUUGACCAGUGACAUUGGCUUGAUCAGUGACAUUGGCUUGAUCAGUGAUGUUGGCUUGAUCAAUGACAUUGGCUUGAUUAGUGAUGUUGGCUUGAUCAGUGACAUUGGCUUGAUCAGUGACAUUGGCUUGAUCCGUGACAUAGGCUUGACCAGUGACAUUGGCUUGAUCAGUGACAUUGGCUUGAUCAGUGAUGUUGGCUUGAUCAAUGACAUUGGCUUGAUUAGUGAUGUUGGCUUGAUCAAUGACAUUGGCUUGAUCAGUGAUGUUGGCUUGAUCAAUGAUAUUGGCUUUAUCAGUUGGCUUGAUAUGUGACAUUGACUUGACAUUGGCUUCAUCAGUUGGUUUUCUCAGUGACAUUGGCUAAAUCAGUGUUUUUGUUUUGAUCAGUCACUUUGGCUUGAUCAGUGAGAUUGGCUUGAUCAGUGGUGUUGGCUUGAUCAGUGACACUGGCUUAAUCAGUGAUAUUGGUUGGAUCAGUGAUGUUGGCUUGAUCAAUGACAUUGCCUUGAUCAGUUGGCUUGAUCAGUGGCAUUGGCUUAAUCAGUGAUAUUAGCUUGAUCAGUGACUUUGGCUUGAUUAGUGACUUUGUCUUGAUCAGCGAUGUUGGCUUGAUCAAUGACAUUGGCUUGAUCAGUUGGCUUGACAUUGGCUUAAUCAGUGACAUUAGCUUGAUCAGUGACUUAGGUUGAUUAGUGACUUUGGCUUGAUUAGUCAUUUUGGCUUGAUCCAUGACAUUGGCUUGUUCUGUGACAUUGUCUUGAUCAGUGAUGUUGGCUUGAUCAGUGACAUUGGCUUGAUCAGUGACAUUAGCUUUAUCAGCAACUUUGGCUUGAUUAAUGACAUUAGCUUGAUCAGUGACUUUGGCUUGAUCAAUGACAUUGGCUUGAUCAGUGACAUUAGCUUGGUCAGUGACUUUGGCUUGAUCAGUGACCUUUUAUUUCUAUCCUGUGACCAUUAUUAACUGAGCCACCUAAGUGACUUUUAGUUACAUCAUGUUUUACAUCCAAAGUUUUAAAUUGGCAGAGAUCAAGAUGCAAAAGUGCCUCUCAAAACACACAAUAUGCUUUGUGAUACUGUUUCACAAGCAGCUUUUACGUUCCAUCCCAGAUCAUUGUAUGACUAUUCAGAUUAAGAUGAUUAGUUUCAAUUUACAUAUCAGUACCAGUGGGUUGUUUUAUGGUAAAUGAAACAUAGUGCUAUAAUGUAUCAGUGAGUUUAAAAUUCAUAGCAUGAUGUACAUAUUAUGGAGAGUUACAUAUUAUUGUAUAUCGCAGUGUUUACAUUAUGGAGUGUUACAUAUUAUUGUAUAUCGCAGUGUUUACAUUAUGGAGUGUUGCAUAUUAUUAUAAGUAAUAGUGUUAUACUGCAUCACUUUUUUGUCUGGGUAUGUAUUUCAGUCGGAUAUCAGUUUUGAAGCACAAACUUUAAAUUGUGAUUGUAUCAUGGUGUUGUUUUGGAGUGUUGUGGUUAAUAAUGAUUUGCCAGGGACGUAGUGUGGUCCUAAGUAAGGAUUUGGGGGGGGGGGAGGGUUCGAAUAUGAACCCACAAGACCAUUUUUGUUUACAUUUUCCUUAGACAUCUAAAAUGAAACCUCUCAAAACUGGACCCUCUGUAAACCGAAAUUCCCUCAAAAACGGACGUUUUUCAUGGUCCCUUUUUAAAUAUCUGUACAGAAGAGAACCUCACUAAACCAGAUACCUCUUAAUACCAGACUUUUUACUUGGUCCCGAGAGUGUCUGGUGUCCGGUUUAAAGGAGUUUCACUGUAUAUGAAUAGGCUAAUACUGCACUGUAAAAUAAUGUGUUACCUGGGAGGGUGGGGUAUCAAACUACCAGCCUAUGGCCCUGUUUACAAAAUUAUAUUGUGAAGUUGUGUUAGCAGAGUAGACAUAGUUUGUUAAUUAAUGGAACCAUGACGGGUUACUACAAUAAAACAUGGGUGACGUGUAAUACACAAGAUAUACCACACUGACUCAUACAACCCUGGCAAUUAACCACGGAAACCAUACUGUUUUUAGUUCACCACAGCAUUUAUUUUGCCGUGGAACUGUCAAUUUUUACAUAUCACUUUUGUUAAUUAAUUGAUUAUUUUUUGUUUCACAAUACUGACAAAUUAAACUCCUUACUUUUAUACAUUAACCACAAAACUACCAUUGAGUCUUAUUUUUCCACAGCAUAUUUAUUUUGCUGUGACAAUUUACUUAAUUGUCAGGGCAGCACUUACCACACUUGUUCAGAUUGAAUACUCCAUGCUAGGCGUAAGUAAUCCAAGUAACCAAUCUUGAGUGUUGUUGCAGAUUUAGAAAUUUCACUCCAAUGUAAAAUGGUAAUAAAAGAGAGUCGAUUGCAUUUGGCCAAUCAUGGGUGUGAUUGAUUUGAAAAUAGUAACCACACAUAAAAUAAUUCUUUGAAAACAUACCGUAGUAUAAGUACCCAUUCGUGUAGUUUCCUUGUAGAUUUAGUACUAUGAAGCCCCCAACAAAUAGAGAAUAAUACAUUAGUGGCCGUUAGAUACCAUUUAUCUCACAACGAGUUGUGUUAAAGGGACAGACCCUAGUUUCAACCCGUGAAAAUUAACACAAGUUUAUUUAAUC